Mesorhabditis spiculigera is the source of this 1194-nucleotide messenger RNA. The record is from the annotation of a GenBank genome assembly. NCBI's taxonomy places the organism in Eukaryota, Metazoa, Nematoda, Chromadorea, Rhabditida, Rhabditidae.
AUGCGCAGCCUGCGCGUCGAGUGCGACCGGCUCAUCUACAAGCACAUGCAGAGUGAGGACGCGCAACAAAUGCCCAACGCCGCCCCGCAAGCAGAAACCUCGUCGGCUUACAACACUGGCGGAGAGAGUUGUCGAUCGGCUACCGUAACCCCGGAUGGGUGUGUGCCGCUUCUUUUGCAUCAUCAACGGCAACAGGUUCAGCAGGCGAAUGUUCAGAAAUUUACACCGGCCAGAGAAGAUCCCCGUCGCGAAUGCUGUCCUCCAUCCCCUUCCCAUAUUCAAUCCACCGUCGAGAGGCGACAACGGAAUAUGACGAUGAGAAUUCCCCAUCCUCUACCAGUUCUAGUCGUAAACCGCGGCGGAUCGGUGGUUGGACAAUCCGAGAUGGCACUCGGCCCGAUCCCCACAACCCCUUCGGUCAUAUAUUCUACAACCAACACGGCUACGACCAUUCGAAAAGCGGUCCCCCCGCUCCCGACUACGCACCAAUCCUAUGCACGGGACAAGGUGCGCGCUGUGUCGCCGCAAAAGUUUAGAAUUCCGAAGUUAUCGAUCAUCCCAAGGGUAUCUCCGCCGAAGAGUUGUAACCCAAUUGAGAAACGACAAGGCCGUCUCCGUGUCCGAAACGAGGGCGGCACCCGGUUGUUCAUGUUCGAUCGGCCGAUCGAAGAAUUGGAGGGGUUGAGCGACGACGACGAUGAUGAUGAUCAACAACCUGAAGAGGGACCCUCUCAAAACGGCGCCAAUAUGGACAUCAAUGCGGAGGAAGCGGUGCCGCCGGUCGAAUUUAAGUGGAAGGUAAAAAGACGGUGUGACGGCACGCGAUAUGUCGUCAAGAGGCCAGUUCGGAAUCAGGUCCUCAAAAAGCGAGAAGCCCAGCUGAACAAGGAGAGAACCGGCAUCAGCACCGACGAUGAUGCCUUUAGUGGCGUUAAGUUGGGGCACUAUUUCUGCCGGGAAGACCGGAAGAAGCAGCUUGAGCACGAGCGGAUGCGGAAGAUACGGCAUGAGCAGCGAAUCAACCAGGCCAAGCUGGCCAAUACCGACAAAUUAAUUGUCGACAUGGCCUACCGUAAGAUGGCGCGACGCCAGGCUCCUCUUGACGCGUUCACCUCAACCCGAGAAUACCUCUCGCAGCGCCACGAGCAACAAGGACCCCCGCCACCAGCACCCAUUCUAGCCGUUACUACUGUA